GAAGCUGCCUCCCAGCAUCCAGAUCUCUUCGUCGGCCUGACGUUGGCUGGCCUCAGUGCCGAGUCCAGAAAGAGGCGGCUGAGCAUGUGGGGUUGGACAUAUUACACCCUGCAGCGCCCCUUCCAAACAGUGAUCAACAACCCCCAACGGGCCCUUUGGAUCGUGGUGCUCACUGCCGGACUCCUGGCAAUGUUCUACUGGCGUUCGUCGAUGUACCUGACCGGCCCAAAAUGCGAACUGAUGGGGUGGACACUCCCACUUGCCAAGGGAUGUGGACAGAUGGUUAAGCUUACGACGACAUUGAUAUUGCUGCCCGUGUCAAGAACCACGAUGACGUGGUUGAGGGAGACGCCACUGCGCCGCAUUGUUCCCUUUGACGACGCCAUGCAAUUCCACAUCCUCCUGGGAACGCUCGGCUUCGUCUUUGCUUGGGUGCACACAAUCGCCCAUAUCAACGACAUCUACAGAUGGGGAGAUCCAAGAUCCUCAGAAUUGUAUCAUGCGGCCUUCCCAAAAGUACAGAAACAGCCGUCGUACUUUGAACUGUGCACAUCUUUGGUUGCGGUCACGGGCACAAUUCAACUGGUGACGUACUCCCUGGUGUUCGUGACAGCCUCCAAUUGGCCACGGAGGGCACCAUGGAUGGUGAAUACGUCACUUGGAAAGCAUUUGAAUAACUUCACAUUGAUAUGGCGGGUGCAUCUUCUUACCGUGGUGUACCUGGCCUCCCUGCUCUUCCAUCCCAUGCCACACAUCCCGGACGAGCAAAAUGAAUGGGGCCACAGCGAUGUUUGGGUGUGGGUCGGUGAGUACCAUUUGUGA
Messenger RNA from Ostreobium quekettii, 822 nucleotides. Lineage: Eukaryota; Viridiplantae; Chlorophyta; Ulvophyceae; Bryopsidales; Ostreobiaceae. The record is from the annotation of a GenBank genome assembly.